Molecule: messenger RNA, 342 nt
Organism: Cylindrotheca closterium
Lineage: Eukaryota; Bacillariophyta; Bacillariophyceae; Bacillariales; Bacillariaceae
Source: the annotation of a GenBank genome assembly
AUGUCGUCAGUUACAGCUACAAGUCCAAAGAAGGAUCCACUAUUCGAACAAAUGAUGACUCCUUCAACUGGUGAAAAUGUCCAAGAUCUUCCGCUCCACAACUACUACUCCGAAUUCCGUCUCGGUCAAGGAGAUCCCCUCCUCAAGUCAAGUAUGGAGGGAUGGUCAUGUACGACUGUCGACGGCAAGGAAACAAAGAAGCCACAAAAGGAGGUUCUACAUCUUGACCACGGAGAAAAUUCCAACGUUCUCGCAUUUCCAGCUGCUUCAGCAGUUGGAUUUCCAAACGAGACUGCCCUUGCGGCCCCACUCCAGAGCCCCGCAUCAUUGCUUCAAAAGUAG